AGGGUGUUUUUCGCUGAGUGUCCUCGUCCCAAUCAAACUUUCUUCUGUACUCUUCUGCUAACAAAUAUUGAUUUUAUUUUCGUUCUGUCGACAUUCAAAUUAGAUUUUUAAAUGGCCACGUACUUGUUCUUUCAUCUUCUCUUUCACAGUUAACAUGAGGUUCUUAGUUUGAUGCAGUGUCACGAGAAAGUUAACAUGUUGACAAUGUCUUCUCCUAGCGAGCGCGAUCGGGAACAUCACGACCAUGCCGAGGUGGAUGGCCCGCUUGUCCCUUCUGCAGAAGACAACACCUCCGCGGCUUUACACGCGAGUGUCGGUGAGAACCCCGUGGACGAUGAAUCGAAUUCUUCUUGGCGGUCGAUCGGUGAAAUUUGGGCCGCCGUGCUGCACGCGUUGAACCCGAAGAACUGCUUUCAAAAAGAGCCCGAUCUUCCCAAUGCAACUGCAGCUACCAGCGACUUGACCUCGCCGCUGAUUGUGAACUGCAGACAACCAGCUCCAACACAGGAACCAGUUCCCGUACCAUCGAGCGCCAAGCUUCAGUUUGACGAGCCUGCUGCUGUCGGACAAGUACAAGCCGCGCAGAAGAAACAAGAUUCUCAUGCUCAGACGGAGAAAUCGCUUCCGCACGAUGAUGUAGUUGAGGGCAGUGACAAGCAGGCCCUUCACAAUACGAUCGCUGCACAGUCCCUUGUUAGCGCACAGGUGCCAUCCAUUGCGAGCAAGACAGACAGUGCCAGUGGCUGCGACAAGAUCGGAAAUGAAAGCUCAUCGUCAUCUUCCACGCUCGCGGACGCCUUGACUUCUCCUAGCGGGGUGAAUAAGACACAGUCCCGACGAGAUCGAACAGAAGCCAUCAUCGAAAAACUCAAGAAAAACUACCACGAAACAAAACUCGCUAACCGCAUUCUUCUUCCCGGUGCGUCCACAACAAAGGACGAGCUGCUUGCCUUCUGGAAGAAUGUUUUUGACGAAGCGACUUCUGCAGCACGUGAAAUCGAGAACUUGUACAAGGAUGCGGAGGAAAGGUGGAAAGCAUUAUCGGAAGAACGCCGGGCGGACUUGCAGCGACAAGAGGAGUUCGACUACACAACGCCGGUUACCACCGAUGUUGAAACAAAUAGCACGGCUUGCACGACCGCAUCCGAAAAAGAUGAAGAAGCGGAGAAAAUUAAGUCUAGCAUCAAUGACCGGCUUCUCACUGAACGCGCGGCAUUUCGCCGGCAAUUAGUAGUUUUUUUGACGACGGAAGUGACGCAAGGCCCGUGGACGAUUGAAAUGCGCACGGCAGACGGCAGAGAGUUAGGAACAUUAUUUGACCAUGGUGACGGUCAACAUAAAUUCUUGCAGUCUGACCCGCUUGCACCCAAACCAAAAACAAAACUGACUUGCCGGUCUGUUUUUUUGCCUUCGUCUCGCGAGGUCAGGUUCAGCCUAGGUCUGGACUAUGCGGACCGCCACACGGAAACGGUUGAAGAGACGAUCGCCCGAGUUGCUGAGCGUGAUGCCGCGCGUUUGGCGCAACGACUCGCGAAGGAACUCCAAAAAGCCCUCCUCUUGCCGACCAGUGUCGUCCAACCUGUAUCGCUGUGCUCGUUCUCCGGGGUAUUUGGUACCCCCGACGUAUUUCGACGCUUCGACGGGGCCGACUUUUCAUCGGGACUGUUUUCGCUCCGUCUUCCAGAGGGACUGUUUGCGCUCCGUCUCGGAACAGCUGAGAGCACAUUGAUGAAAUGCGAACUAGAAAUGGAGGAGACGAACAAAGUGAGCGGCGACGCAACGAUCUACAAAGCGCACAGCCAGUGCUUCCCCGUCGUGGUCGUGGGUACCCGCGAAGGCGAUCGAUCAGCGAUUCGCGUUCAGCUCGACUGGCACCGCGGUGUUCUGCAGCCGGAGCCUUCAUCACACCUUGGUCCUGCAGAAGCUCAGUACGAGUUCGAGUGGAAUCGACUGAUACUAGGUAAUGUAGGGACCGCCUGUGUGUUUACACAAGAUGACAUCACGCGCACCGGGAACCAAAUCGAAUUGAGGAUUCCAGAUAGUAACUCUACUUUCGGUCCCGCGGAGCACAACUGCAACUCCGAUCUUGUUGACUACCUAAACGAGCUUGCCGCGGCUUUGCCCUUUAAACGACGCUUCUCGUCCCUGCGCUUUACAUUCCCAACUGCGGCCUGGGCGGAAAACUUCCUCGAUCUUCUCCCCGUGAAAAAUGCGGAGACCGUCCGGGGCGAUGGAAUCGGCAUGGACGCUUCGUCUAGUACAAUUUCGGAAUGCCUUCGAACCCUCGUAGAAGAGCAACUGUCCGGCUUGAUCAAAGACUGCAUCGAAAACAGGCUGCCACCACAUCCAUGGGUGUAUGCUCACGCACAAUCGCCAGGAUACCUACUCUUUGAAACGGACACUGCAGCGGGCAUGUCGCCACAGAUACUUUGGUGCGGACAAAAUCGGGGUUUUUACGAAUGGCGCCUCUUACUUGCUGCCAUCCUCGUUGCGCGCAAUAAACAUGCGACCUCUGUUCGCGAUCACGAUAGCAACAACUCGACACCGAGCAACAAUAACCGAGAAAACUCCUCUUCAUCCCCCCAUACCUCCGAGCACUCUGCUGGCAGCUCUCCGACGAAAUCCGACCGCUCCGGUAGAGAUGGAACAGAAGAGGAGGACAAGACAAUUCGGCUUACACUGUAUGCCAACAAUCCGGAGGAAGAGGAAGAAGAGUAAGGACGAUCUCUUUUGCGCUCUUGCAACGAUUUCCAGAUAUUGUAACACACCGGAAAUCGUAUAAGCAUAGAAACUUUUUCUGAACGAACUCGAACAUAAAAAGUGAAGUUAGUGCAUAUGCAUAGCGUAAAGUUUCAAAAUGUGCAUAGAAAUGGGUCUAACGAAGAAGCAAAAGAAUAUAGACAAACAUUAAAUAUUGAGUUCACGUCAAUCAUGUAACCCCUGUACCAUAGCUGUUGAAUGUCUCAUCCCCAUGUGAAAAUAUAAAUUAUGGGCACACAGAAAAAACAAAAUGCGAAUGGCCGA
Amoebophrya sp. A120 is the source of this 3024-nucleotide messenger RNA. The record is from the annotation of a GenBank genome assembly. NCBI's taxonomy places the organism in Eukaryota, Dinophyceae, Syndiniales, Amoebophryaceae.